Messenger RNA from Rotaria sp. Silwood1, 8427 nucleotides. The record is from the annotation of a GenBank genome assembly. Lineage: Eukaryota; Metazoa; Rotifera; Eurotatoria; Philodinida; Philodinidae.
AUGAAAGUUGAAUUAACAAUUGAAAAAAAUGUUGUUCUAAAACGUGAUAAACCAUGGUCACAUUUUUAUUUUCUCAAUGAUAAUGAACUUUUAUGUUAUAAUGAAAAUAAAAAAUUUGAAUUAGUUAAUUCAUCUAAUGGUAAAAUUGAACAUAUUUCAAAUAAAACAAUAAUAAAUAUUUCUAAAACAUCUCUUACUCAUUGUAUAUCAAAUAAUGGUCAAUUAUGUGCAUUUCUUUCUUCAAAUUAUGAAAUAAUAAUAUGGGAUAAAGAUAAAUUAAUUCGAACAAUACCAUCAUGUUCAUUAGCUAAAAAAGCAAUUAAAACACCACCACAAAUUUAUAUAAGUAAUAAUGGUGAACAAGCUAUUCUUAUUUUACAACAACCAUAUCGAUUAUUUCUAUGGCUUAAAUUAUCUCAUUCUCAAUUAAUAUCUGCUAAACAUCAUCAUAAAUCUCCAAUAUGUUCAAGUAUAUCGAGUCAUACAAUAGGUGAAAUAGGUACAUGGCAUGAAAUAAAUUUAGCAAAUCAACAAUUUGAUAUUAUAAAUGAUGAUCAAUAUCAAACAUCUAUUGAUUGUUUUUUUCGUUCAAAAAAUUCUUCAAUUAUUUGUGCAUUUGCUUGUUUUGAUCGAUCAGGUUUUAUUCAAAUAAAUCGUAUUGAUAUUAAUUGGAAAUCAACAAUUUAUUCAGAACAAUUAAUAUCAUAUUCAUUUGAAAUAUUACAAAUACCAAUCAUGUUACCAUCAUUAUCAUCAUCAUUAUGUUUUAUAUGUUUUGCUCAUUCAUCACCUAUAUUAGCUAUUGGUUUAUCAACAAAUAUUCUAUUAAUAUCAUUAACAACAUUAGUAUUUUCAAAAAUCAUACCUAUUGAUUGUUCAUUUAAAACAUCAUCACCAAGUCAUUUACAAGUAUUUAUAAAUGAUUUAAUAUGGAGUUAUGAUGAUCAAUUUAUAAUUGGUUUAACAAAUCGUGGUGGUCUAUUUUUUCUUAAUCGUUUUGGUUCACAAUUAAAUUUAAUAACACAAGGUGAAUGUAUAACACAAGGACCAUCAUUAUUUGUUAUAAUACAUCCAUUAAUUGGAAAAGAUAGUGAAGCAACAACACAUUUAGGUUUAGAUUCAUUUAUGCAAUCAAUUGCACCAUUUUCAGAUGAUGAUAAAACUAAACAACAAAAAUUUUCUUUAGCUGUUAAUACAAAUAAAUCAUUAAUUUAUUGUAGUGAUGGUUAUCGUUUAGCACGUUUAACUUAUUCAAAUAAAAUUCGUGAUAGAAGAUUUUAUGAUCCAUUACUUAGUUUAUAUUUAAUGGAUUUAAAUAAACAACAACAACAAGAACAUUCAGUUUUUAUACAUAAAACAAGAUCAUUUGAUGAAUUUCCAAAAGUUGGUGAUCGUAUUGAUACAGAAAGUAUUGGUGGUGGUGAAAUAAACAUGUCAAAAAAAUAUGGAAGUUCAACAUCAUUAACAAUUGAUGAUUUACCUGAAUUGUCAUUAGAUGAUAUUUUUUCUGCAUAUCAUCUUCUUUUAACAUCAUCGGAACGUAUUCAACAUGAAAUAUGUUCAUGUCUUGAAAGAACAACACGAACAAUACUUCUAGCACCGAAUAAUAAUGAUAUACUUACAUCAAUUCAAUUAUCACAUUGUUUAACAAAUCUUGUUUUAUCAUCUUCAUUUGGUUCAUUAACAUUUUUACAUCUUUCAUGUUUAACAAAAUUUAUACCAUUAUUUAUCGAUGUAUUUAACCAACAAACAACUGUUGUAAAUGAUCCAGAAUUAUUACAAUUAUGUAUUUUAUAUAUUAUUGAACAGUGGUUACAAGCUAUUUUAUAUAUACCAACAAAAUUCAAAACAUUUGAAUUAUGUCGAAGACAAAAAGUAGUGACAUAUAAUGAAGGAGACGAAGAACAAGAAGAAGAAGAUGAAAAAAAUUUUCGACUUUGUAAAGGAAUUAAACAAUUAGAAUUAUUACAAGGAACAAAUAUAAAAUUAGAUGAUUUUUUACCAUCUUCAUUACCUAAUCGACGACAGAAUUUACAGGCAAAUGAUUCACAUUAUAAUCGUUUUACUCUUCUUCGUUCAUGGUAUAAAUUAUGGAUAUCAAUAGAAAAGAAAUUUUAUCUUGAUAUAAAAAAUAUACCAAAAUAUUUAACAACAAUUCGUCUUUUUAUUCAAUCAAUAUUACAUUCAUAUCCAUCAUUAAAUGCUAUUCGUCUAUUACCAUAUGGUCAUCAAAUUGAUUUAAAUGAUCUUUUUCCACCAGUAAUAGCACCUGUUGAUCAUCCAUUGCAUACAAAAGGUUAUUCAACAUUAAAUGAACGUCGAAAACAUCGUCGUCGAUCACGUAAUUCAAUUGAUAUGCCAAAUUCAGCACGUUCAUAUCGUCAUGGAAAACCACCAACAGAAGCACGUAAAGCUCUUGCACUUCAUCGUGUACUUUAUGCAUUAAUUGAACAAUAUAAUAUUCGUGAUGCUGUAUGCAUACUUAAUGUUGCUUUACGACGUGAAACAUCACUUUUAUCAUCAUGUCUUCCAAUAGAUUUAUUUAGUGCAAAUUUAUUUCAACAUAUUGAUACUCGAACUUAUUUUGGUAUGCCUGGUAAUGCUUUACGUUCUGUUCUACGUACUUUAGCUCGAUUUAUGGCUCGAUCAAUGAUAACAACAGAUAAUAAUGAAGAACAACAACAACAACAACAACAGUUAUUUAUUUAUUCAGUUGAUGCAGCAUGUCCAUUACCGAAUCUAUUUAAAACAAAACAAACAACAAAUGAACAAUUAAAACAUCGAAUGAUUUAUAUUGAUCGACAUCGUUUAAAUUUAGCUAUUCAACAACAAAAAAUGAAUAAAUUUUGGCAACCAUUAAAAGUACUUGAAUUAUUUAUACUUGGUCAAUCACCAAAUGAAGCUGUAUUGUUUUCUAAAUUAGUUGGUGAUUGGCGAACAGCAUUAUGUCUAGCUUCUAUAUUACCACCACAUAAUGGAUUAUAUGAUACAUCUAAAUCAACAAAACAUACAUCUCCAUCAUAUACACCAUUAAAUACAAUAACAGUUGAUGCAUUACUUUAUACAAAAUUAUGUGAAUAUCUUCAAAUCGAUAAUCUUAAAUCUGUACUUAAACGUACUUAUAAACAAGAUGAAAUAAUGUCAUUUAUUAAAAAUGUCUCUGCAACAUUAGAACAAUUUCUUCAAUGUGCAACACUUUUACAAGUACCAUUAACUGAAAUGUUAUUAAGACGUUUAAAUGCAAUUAUGAUUUAUUUAUUUACAUUAAUACCAAUAAUUAUAUCAUCAAAAUAUUAUUUACCAUGUCCACCAAUAUAUGCUUCAAUAUUAAAUACAUAUGAUGAUGAUAAAUAUGAUAUAACAUGUAAAUAUGAAACACAUAUACGUUUAAUUUAUUAUCGUACAAUACAUAUAUUUAUAGAAAUAUUAUCAGCUAGUCGAAUACAAUUAUCAUGUCUUAAAUGGUAUUUAGAUUAUUUAACAAUGACAAAUAAUCGACGUAAAAAAACAACAGAUGAAACCAAUGAUAGUUUUUAUUCAAUUAAAAUGUUACUUAAAUCAUUACGUUUUCAUAAAUUACCAAAUAUACCUGAUCGAAUAUUAAUUUAUUUUCGUGAUUUUUGUAUUAUUUUAUUUUUAUUAGAUACUCGUGAUCGUUUAUCACUUACUUUACGUAAUUAUUUACGUCAUAAAAUUGAAUCAAUAAAUUCAUCGGAUAAACUUGCAUGGAAAAUUAUUAGUUAUGCAACAAUACUUCUUUCAUUUCGUUGUUUAAUAUCAGAUGAAAUUGAUUUAUUACGUAUUGUAUUAAAUCUUUUUUUUGAUUUAACACCAUCAGAACAAUUAAUGAGAGCAUUAGCUACAUUAAUUAUUGCACGACAACAUCAAGAUCAUGAUACAGAUAAUAAUGAUGAAGUUACAUUAAUUAUUAAUAAAUUAAAAGCAAAAUGGAUGCAAAUUAAUCCAACUUAUAUUCAAUUAUAUGAAGGAUUUUUAGAAACAAUUAUUCUACAAGAUGUUCAAGGAGAUAUUAUUCAACACUAUAUGAGCGAUAUACAUGAUCAUCAUAAUCAAGAACCAUUAUUUGAUUUUAAACCUAAAUGGUUUGAAACAUGUGUUGAAUACGGUGAAUUUAUGACAAUGCUUAUACCACUUCUUCUUGAUACAUCAUCAUUAACUAAUACAAAACAACAAGAAUUAAAUAAUGAUCAUACUAAAUUUGAUAGUAAAUCAAUACCUUUAUUACAAACAAUGAGUACAAAAUUUCGCGAAUUAGAAUUACCGACAAGUCUAGAUAAACGAUAUUUACUUAAACAAACUCCACUCUUUGUUCCACCGCAUGAAUAUGUAGUUUUUCCUGUACGUGUUGUUCCUUAUGAUACACAACAAACUAUGUUUCAACAAACACCAACAAGUAUAAAUAAUAUGACUAUUGGAAGUUUUGUUAGUACAUCGUCAACACAACAACCACCAGGUGUUGUUAUUCUUGAAAAUCAUCAUCGACGUAAUUAUUAUAAUCCCGUUAGUAAUAAUAAUAAUAAUAAUAAUAAUAAUAAUAAUAAUAAUGGAAAUUCAUCGAUGGAAUGGGAUGGACGUUCAGAUGAUCCAUCACGAUCACAUGUACGACAAUUUGAUGAACCAUAUGCUGAAGCAGCUCGACGUAGUAUUUGGAUGGUAGGUUGGGCUCAUCGUGAUUUUACAACAACUAAUGAUCAAACGCAAACAACUGGUAUGCGUAUUCCUGUAUCAGCACAAUUUCUUGCAUCAAGUUCAUUAGUUAGUGAUCCACAACAUUAUGAAACAGUUGUUAAACAACAUUUACAACAAACUAAAUUAAAUAAUAAUCAAGCAGAUAAUGAUAGUGAUUUAACGAAUGUAACUAAAGAUAGUGAAGAUGAUGAUAGAAGUCGUACACCAAGUGAUUUACCAUCAAGUCCUCGUCGACGUGAUGUUUCAUUUCGAAGAAAUUCACUUGAAGAAAGUGUAUCAUUACCUGUAAUGAGUAAUGAUGGUGGUGGUGGAGAUUUAGGUCGUAGUCAUGAUUUUCGUGCACCAUCACGUGAAACUGGUAUUGAUGAAACAUUAACUUAUGAUCCACGUGAUAUGCUAGCUGAAUAUAAAGAUUCAACUGGUCAUCAACCUAGAUCUCAACUAAGAUCAAGUCCAACAUUCCAAGUCUCACCAUCAACAACGAAUGGAUUUCAACAACAAUCACCUCAUUCAGUUCGGCAAUCAAAUAGUGAUCGUCGUUUUCUUGAUGAUUCGGAUCCAUAUUUACCUUUGAGACUCGAACAAGAAGAACGAGAGAAAUAUGCUAUGAGAGUUAAUCCAGUUUCUGAUCGAGGCAAAUAUACAGUAUAUAUGUUUUUACCAUUAGAUACGAACAGAACAACAUCUUCGAAACGAUCUCCUCUUGGUCAUUAUCCAUCGUCUCGAAAUUCGCAUAGUCAUCAACCAUCAUAUCAAGAUACAAAUAGUCGUCGAUCUCCUACACGAGAUGCACAUAGCCAUCGAUCUCCUACUAGAGAUACAUAUAGUUAUCGACCAUCUUCUCGAGAUCCACAACAUGAUCGUCAAUAUCAUCAAUAUUUUCCACAACUGCCACCAUCAUCAUAUGAUCAAGCUCGAGCACCUGUGCCUAUUCAAUAUACUUCAAUACGUUUACCACUUCUUCGUCUCGGAGCGCCUGUAAUCACUACUACACCGAUGUUAGCACAAGCACGAUAUCCACCACCUCCACCACCACCGGUUGCUUUUUAUCCACCUAGACCAAUAUAUGUUUCAACAGCACCUCGUCCUCCUCUUUCAAUGCUUCAUUUAGCUCCUCAACUUCCACCACCAGCAGCAAUUUCACCACGAGCAACACGAGCUGAUCAACAAAAGUUGUCCUAUGUGCAAAAUAUUAUGCACCGAUAUGCUGAAAGCAAUCGACCUCGUCUUCAAUUAUUACAAAUGCGUCCACACCCUAAAAUACCUGAUACUACUGAAUUAAAAGUACCAAUGCCUGCACCUAAUAUUGUUACUACAUCAUCUGAUACAAAAAUUGAUACAGGUAUACAAGUUGACGUACCUCGACAAGAUGGUUUUGUUAUUGAACCAGGUCUUUUUCAAGCAUUAUUACGAGAUGCUACUGGUGUAAAUUUUACAUCAGCUGAAGCUCAUUAUUCUGCUGCUCGUCAAAUUCAACAACAAGCAAUUGAAGCUCGUCGUCGUGAACGAUCUACAAUGACUGAUUUACCAGCUCAUCAAAUUUUAUAUGAUUUACAAUAUGCUCGUGGUGGUGAAGGAGAUGAAAGAAAAUUUGUUAAUGUUACUGAUAUAGCUGGUCCACAUGCUGAUGCAUUACUAGCUCAAAUCAGACGAGAUCAAAUGGAACGAGAACAACUUCAUUUACGACAACAACAACCACCGCCACCAUCAAUACCAAUGGUUACUAAUGUAACUGAAAUGCCAUCAACUACUUAUCCCAUUGGUUUCGAACGACAACAUACACAACUAUUACAACAACAACAAGAAUCUAUGACACAACCUUCGUAUCCAAACGGAUUUGAAAAGCAACCUUUAGGUUUUUAUAAUCCUGAUGAAUUGCAACAAAAAAGUGAACUUAUUUUACAACGUCGACGACAACGAGAACAAGAAGAAAAACAAGCCGAACGACUUGCUUUUGGUAAUAUUGCUGAUGAUCGUUCUCAACGAAGAGUUUCGUAUGAACCACACAUACAAACAUAUGAAUCAGAUGAACAUGAUGUUCCUCUUGAAUAUCUAAUAAAGCAACCUCGCCUUACAGAACUAACAUCAGAUACAAGUUCACAUGCAGUAGAUCCUAUUUCAGUUCGUUCAACUACACCUCGUUCACCACAUAAACAAAUUUCUAGUGAACGUCCGAUUUCAAUAAAGACUACAACACCUCGUGAUCCAUUUUCUCCGCGUAAACAAGUUUCAAGUGAACGACGAACUUCAAUUAAGACUACUACACCUCGUGAUUCGUUUUCUCCACGUAAACAAGUUUCAAGUGAACAACCAAUUUCAAUUAAAACUACUACACCUCGUGAUCCAUUUUCUCCACGUAAAACUGUCAGUCACUCGUCAUAUUCAGCAACUGGUACACCACGUAAAGCUACAUCACCUACAAUUGCUGAUCGACAUCGUGAAGCUCGUCAACGACAGCAACAAAUAUUAUCACGUCUACGUGAUGAAAAUGCUCUUCGUUUUGCUGAUGCUGUUCUUCAUGGUGAACCUAUACCACCAACACGAGCUUUAGAUGAAUUUCAAAUUGAACCAUUAGAAACAAGUUUCACAUCAACUGUACGUGAACUGGCUAGUGCUGAUGGCAUUAUUAAUCGUACAUAUGAUCUGGAUUUUAAUGAUGAUGAUGUUGAUAUAGGUGAUGAUUAUGUCGAACGAAUACCAUCGAGACCAAUGUCAGCGACAACAUCUCAUUUUAAUCAUAAUGCAACACAAUAUUCAACAUCAUCUUCAGUCCUACCACGACCAUCAUCAGCAUCAUCAAUAAGAUCUUCUCGAAAAAUUACACCAAUGGGAAAAGCUAUUAUUCAGGCUAAACAAAAAGGUCCACCACCAGCUCGUAGUAAUAUGGCAAGAAAACGACCACUUUCAUCUCCAGCAAAUCUUGGACAAAAACGAGGUUCAAUGACUGCUCCUGUAAAAAGCAGUCAAGUUCACACACAACUGGUACGAACUAUACGUAAAGCAUCACCACCUGCUCAUAAACCAACGACAUACAAUCAACGUGUACGUGCUUUAAAUAAGACAGAUAGUGAUAUACGAACAAUGGUGAAACCUGAUUCAACUGAUCCUAAGGCACUCAUGCGUUUGUAUGGUACACGACGAGUACCAGGUCUUUAUGUACCUUAUGAAAAGACGGAACCACGAGUAACAAAGACCUAUUCAGAACGAAUGAAAGAAUUGCAACGACCUGCAUCAGCUCAACCUCAAAGGCAACGACAAUCACAAAGACAACAAGAAGAAGAAUUUGAACGUCCAUCAAGUGCUCCCUCUAGUUCUGUGAGUUUGUCCGAUUGGGAAAUUGAUGAUCGUGUUAAACAAUUAUUAGCUGACGAUCAAGAUACAUUACCUUAUAAAAAAUUGACUAAAACAGUAACACCAUUAGCUGAUCUUGAUGAACUUGAUGAUGAUAAUAUGGAUGAAACAACUUAUAGUUUGACUCGUGUAACUGAACAAACAAAUGAAAAUACUUAUGGUGAAGAUCUUCGAUUACUACAAAAUCGACGAUCUAGCGCAUUGAAUACCAAUACAUAUGGUGGUACAAGAGUUAGUGCACGAAGUAGUGCUGGUGGUGAUAUGACAGCACGUGAUGAAAGUGAAUUAUCAAGAGGUGAAAGUAGUAUUAACAGCUACCUUGAUUGGAGUGUAAUUGAUAAAGAUUUUCCGACAGGAACACAAUAA